Closterium sp. Yama58-4 is the source of this 588-nucleotide messenger RNA. The record is from the annotation of a GenBank genome assembly. Lineage: Eukaryota; Viridiplantae; Streptophyta; Zygnematophyceae; Desmidiales; Closteriaceae.
AGCUACACGGAUCCAUACUUCUUCCGGGAGCGCCUCAGCAUGCCCAAGCUGCUCAUCGCCGCCUCCAACGACGAGUUCUUCUCCAUGGACGACUCGUACUUCUAUUACAACGGCCUGCCACCCCCUACGCUGCUUAAGAUCGUGGCCAAUGUGGACCACAUGGUCAUCCAGAAGUCCUACUGGGCCUAUGAUGCGGUCAUCUCCUUCCUCUCCUCUCUCCUGCACGUCAACUCCUCCUGCACCUCUCGCCCCGCCUCCUCCCGUCCCUCCCUCACCUGGACUCCCCCUACCAACCCCACCCCCUCCUCCCUCAUUCCCCAAACCACCUCCACCUCGUCAGACUCCCCUUCCUCUCACGCCCCUCACAACCCUCACAGCCCUCAGCCUUCCAGUCUCCCAGACGCAGAGGCAGCAGCAGUGGGGGCGGCAAUGGGGGCAGCAGUGGCAGCAGCACAGAACCCCCCCUGGGAGUGCGUUCCUGAGCUGCCAGCUGUUGAUUGGCCGCGGCUGAGGUGGCGGUUUGAUUGGCCCACGUUCACCAUUCAUGCCACGUCAGACAGGAAGCCAUUGGCGGUUAGAGCAUGGUGA